AUGGACCACCUAACAGCGAACGGAGUGAUGCUGGGUAUCUUGCCCAAGAAGGGCGAAGAUGUUGACCUGGUCGGGCCCAUCCGCAGCUACGUCGAGAACACUUUCUCUCCCGAAGAGGCGACGUCGUCGGAGGAGGAUCUGACGAGGCUAGGCCUGCUCAGAUCCGAGACGGUGGCGAACCAGCAGACCCACGAGCAGCGAAGGGAGACCCUCCUCGCGUACUAUCGCGCGCUGUGCGUCGUGGAGUCACGAUUUCCCAUCAGCAAGCAGUCGGGCCACAUCGACGUCUCGUUUUCCUGGGCGGACGCGUUCAAGACGCACAAGAGGGUGUCCAUCGCGAACGUGCACUUCGAGAAAGCCGCCGUGAUCUUCAACCUCGGCGCCAGCUGGUCCCAGCUCGGCCUCGCCGCGGACCGCGCCACGCCGGAGGGGAUCAAGACGGCCGCGCACGCGUUCCAGCAGGCGGCCGGGGCGUUCGCCAUGCUGCGCGAAGACGUGCUCGGGAAGGUUGGCGGCGUGGGCGGCGGGGAUGCCACCGCGGAUCUCUCAGAGGAGUGCGCCGGCAUGCUCGUCUCCCUGCACCUGGCGCAGGCGCAGGAGUGCUUCUACGACAAGGCGGCGACGGACGGUAAGAGCACCGCGGUCUGCGUCAAGCUGGCGCAGCAAACGCACCUGUUUUACGAGGAGGUCAAGACGGCGCUCGCGUCGCCGCCGCUGAGCGAACACCUCGAAAAGUCGUGGUUGGCGCACGUCGCGGCAAAGUCCGCGAUGUUCCACGCCGAGGCUCUCUCCCGCGCCGCGAAGAUGGCGGAGGAGGACGACGAGGACAUCGGAUCCGCCAUCGCCCGCCUGCUCGUCGCCUCCACCGAGCUUCACGCCGCGCACAGGAUGGCCAAGAACACGGGGGGGAUCAGCGUCCACUGCGUAGGUGCGGUUGCCACCCUGCGGGACGCGGUGGACGAGCAGCUGCGCAGGGCUCAGCGAGACAACGAGUGCGUGUACAUGGUGCGCGUGCCCGCAUACGAAGACGUCGCGCCGCUCGGUGCUGCGGCCGUGGUCAAGGCUGUGCGACCCCCCGCGGAGGCGGUGGACGCGGCGACGGAGGACAUGUUUGCCGCCAUAGUGCCGGAGAGCGGCUUUAAGGCUCUGAGCAGAUACACGGAGAAGGUGGACGCACUCAUCAGGGAGGAGAACGACGUGCUCGCCCUCGCGAGCGACGAGGCCAGGGUCGCACUCCGGGAGAUGGAGCUCCCGGAGCUCCUCAUCGCCGCGGAGGCUGGCGCGCAGCCCGAGUCGCCCCCGGGCUGCGGCCAGGACUCGGCCGCCGGGUCGGGCGGCGGGCUCCCGUCGCCCCUCGACGAGGAGGUGGCGUCGAUUCAGGGCGCGGGCGGCCUCGCCGCGCUGAGAGGGGGGCCGCCCCGCCUCGCCGAGAUGAACGAGGCGUGCACUCAGCAGAUUGGCGCGGCCCAGUCCGAGCUCGACGCCGAGGCGACGGAGGAUGAGGCGUGCCGCGGAACGUACGGACCCGGCGUGUGGACCCGGCCGCCCAGCGCCGGGCUCACGGUUAACCUGCGCGAAAAGCUGGCGUCGUUCAGGAAUAACCUCGCGCAGGCGGCCAGGAGCGACGAUUCCCUCAGGAGGCGCAUCGAAGACGGCGUGGAUGGGGUGUUGGGCGUGUUGGAUCCCGUCAACCUGGCGGCUGCUGCGCCCAAGCUUCGCGCGCCGAUGCUGUCCACCCUGGAUGACUCUGGCGCGCUCCCGUCGCUCCGCGCGGCGCUCGAGGACUUGGAGGCGGUCGGCGGCGAGCGCGCGGGUAUCGAGGAGAUGAUGAGGCGGAUCAAGGAAGACGACAACAUCAUGGGUAAGGUCAUGGCCAAGACAGACAACUACGAUGGCUUGUUCAAGACCGAGCUGGCCAAGUACGACAAGGCCCGCGAAGCGAUCGCGACGAACGUGUCGAGCCAGGCGGAUAUCUUAUCGCGGCUGCGGGCGACGCACGCGAGGUUCACGCAGAUGUACGACGUCGACGCGUGGAGAGCCGCGACGGAUGCCCACGCGUCCUCGGUGCGCGCGGCGGUUGCGCACUAUCGGGAGCUGUCUUCCGGGUUGGAGCAGGGUCUGACGUUCUACAGCGGGUUCGCGGAGGCGGUGAACCGUCUCGCGGGGGAGUGCGAGGGGUUCGUCGAAAACAGACGCAGGGAGAAGGCGCAGCUCGAGGGGGUGGUCGCCAGGAGGGCCGAGCAGGCGGCCGCCGUCGCGCAUCACCAGGCUGCCGCGGCUGCCGCGCAGCAAAACGCGGCUGCGGACCAAGCUGCUGCGCAGAGGGCUAUGGCCGAGGCGCAGGCGUCCGCGGCGGCGGCGCAGAUCAGGAACAUGUCGAUGUCUGCGCCCCCUCCCGGGCCGGCCCCGCCGCCGGGCAUCGCCGUCGGGGCUCCCCCAUCGCCGCACGGGUACUACUCGCAGCCGCAACCCCCCGCGUACGGCUACCCUCCAGCGCCGCAAGGGUACCCCUCGGCACCGCAGGGGUACCCUCCAGCGCCGCAGGGGUUCCCUCCUCCCCCUCCUCCUGCGAAUUAUCCGCAGCCGCCGCCCGGAGUCGGACCUCCAUACGGUGGCUACCGGUGA
Messenger RNA from Micromonas commoda, 2625 nucleotides. RefSeq lists its product with no specific name. Gene Ontology annotation, molecular function: protein binding. The transcript is spliced from 2 exons. Gene Ontology annotation, biological process: protein transport to vacuole involved in ubiquitin-dependent protein catabolic process via the multivesicular body sorting pathway. Lineage: Eukaryota; Viridiplantae; Chlorophyta; Mamiellophyceae; Mamiellales; Mamiellaceae. The coding region runs from base 1 to 2625 and encodes 874 amino acids. Gene Ontology annotation, cellular component: endosome. The record is from RefSeq and is a predicted model, not a curated record.